This is a messenger RNA of Aureobasidium subglaciale EXF-2481, 3487 nucleotides long. RefSeq lists its product as uncharacterized. The transcript has 2 exons. Lineage: Eukaryota; Fungi; Ascomycota; Dothideomycetes; Dothideales; Saccotheciaceae. Gene Ontology annotation, biological process: chromatin remodeling. The coding region runs from base 25 to 3078 and encodes 1017 amino acids. Gene Ontology annotation, cellular component: cytoplasm. The record is from RefSeq and is a predicted model, not a curated record.
CAACAAACCAAAUUGCCCGAUAGGAUGGAAAGAAGGAAUGAGGCUUUUCAAAGACUCAAACCAAUAUGCAUCGCUCUCAGUCAGUCAAUUCUAGCGUUUGCGAGCAAUCGUAGAAACGCCGACAGCAUCAUUCAAACUCUCGAAACGCUGUCGAAAACUCUAGAGGAUAUCACUUCUCGACCCGACGCAUUCGAUCACAAAUUAGCCGAUUAUGUCUUCUUCCCGAUAUCACAAGUCCUCAAAGCCAGCCGGGAUCUUCCAGUGCAGGCGAUGGAAGCAUGUUUGCGAUGUCUUUGCAUACUCAUAUCGAAGGGCUGGACCAAGUCAAAUAUUGAUCAAGAUCUGAGUGGUCAGCUGUUGAUCUUCUUGACACUCACUUGCGAUACCUCAGGCAAGACGGUGCCUACAGGACUCGCGACAGAUGAGCUUCGCGCAGCUGGAUUUCAAUGUAUGCAGGCGCUUUUCCAGUCUCUGAGGACCACUUCUGCAGGAAAGGCUUCUCUGGUCGGAACCACGAAUGUGCCAUCUUUGGGACAUGCUGUCUCAGUAAUCCUCGAGGGCGUUGUCAAUGGUGAGUCUUUUCAAGUUCAACUGGCAGCCGCCGACGCUCUGCAGGCUUUGGUCGCUUGCAUAGAUGAUCUGGAAGUACUGUCAAGCUUUUUGCCUGGUAUAGUAUCAUCCUGGACCAAAGCUCUCACACCAAACACCAAAGGUCGUCGUCACUGGAGAGUUUUAGUGCCUGGCUUACGUGUCAUCGAGUCACUACUGCGAGCACUCCUAAGCGACAAAGUGGUCAAACGGCUUUUACCCAAGACAGAAGACACAGCGGUUGAGAAAGUACCAGCGAAAGAUCAUAUAAUUACAAAACUUGACGAAAGUUGGGUCAAAGCAACGGCUGCGCAGUUGAAGGUCGCUAUCUCGAACAUCAACAGGCUUCGCAAACAUGAGCGCCAGGAUGUCCAAGAAGCUGUCCUAGACUUCAACUUGACACUUCUUACCGAGUGUAGCCAUGCGCUUGCAGAUUCUUGUGCGCUGGCAGCAGAGACAAUUCUACUACUCAUACAAUCAGAUACGAACGCCGCAUACAGAGACAAGAUCGCAAUGUUGGCUCAGAACAAUUCAGCGAUAUCAGAUCUUCUGUCUACAGUGUUUCGAAACGAACAAAUCUCGUUAGUGCGAAUCAUGCAGUCGAAUGACGACCAGGCGAAAGAACGGUCGCUGGGGAAGCUGUUCGGCGCAUACACGAUCCUCGCUGGUACGGAAGUCGACAUGUCCAUGGUUUCGAGAAUGCUAGGUACCGGCUUGAAGGAUAGUGUAACCACAGUCCUGCAACAGUCUGUCGAGCGUAAUACGAAGACGGCUCGAGUCACCCCUGUCACCAUCUCCGACAUGUCGCUUCAGACAAGUCAGAAGUCUUUGACCUUUACUUCACCACUCGCAGAGUACAAGUCUCAAGAGAUCAUACUGAAUUUUGUGAGCAGAAAGCUCAAGAGUCUGAAGGGAGCACAAUCAUCUCUUCCACUAGCUUCCGAUCUCAUGCCAGCACUGAGGGCUUCAGACAAGACAUCUCAAGUAGCGACCUUCUGGCUGAUUCUCCAGGAUCUCAGGAAUAAUCAUGAUGAUGUCGACGGAUUCAUGAACGAUAUGCUUGUCGGCGAUCUAUACUCCAAGGAUCAAUCAGUGUCACUUCGAGAACAGCUUUACUCUUUCUCCCUAGACGUACUGGAAGACGAUGACUCUGUCGACUGGAGACUAAAGAGCUUGGCACUCGAAGCAGUCGCCUUGCACGCACAGCGCCUCGGCGCCGAAUUCAAAGAUGAGCUUGUAGAAGCACUCUAUCCUAUCUUGCACCAUUUGGGAUCUGACUCUGGCUAUGUGCGAAAUCAUGCAAUGACCUGCUUGAACAUCGUGGCAGACUCAUGCGGUUACUCGGAUGCGGGCGAGCUCAUCGUGUCAAACGUCGAUUAUCUCGUCAAUGCUGUGGCUUUGAAGCUGAAUGCGUUUGAUGUCUCACCACAAGGACCACAAGUUUUGCUUAUGAUGGUGCGGCUGGCUGGCCCAUCACUACUACCAUAUCUGGAAGACACUCUCGAAAGCAUUUUCGCUGCACUGGAAGACUACCAUGGCUAUACAUCCUUGGUCGAGCUGUUGUUUGCAGUCCUCCGAACAAUGGCGGAAGAGGGAGUCAAAUCUCCCUUGCUCGCCAUAACUGGUGACUCAGAAACGAGACAAAAAGACUCUACUCGAUGGAAACCUUCAGAUCUCACGCAGCUCAUCGAGAUCAUCCAAGGACUUUCCAAAAAACCAGUAGAUGACCUAGCCCCUCCAACCAGUCUCCUCGACCCAGAAGAAGAAGCUGCGACAAACGAUCAAGUCGACAACCCCGAACCAACAGAAACCCAACCACCAUCUCCCAAAACUUACUCCCUCCUUCUAAAAAUCACCCAAUUGACCCAACACUACCUAACCUCUUCCUCCCCAUCCCUCCGCACAUCCCUCUUUUCUCUCCUCCGCACCACAAUCCCCACUCUCGCAAAACACGAAAACUCGUUCCUACCCCUCAUAAACACAUUAUGGCCCGAAGUAACCUCUCGCCUUUUCGACGAGGAAGUCUUUGUAGUGUCAGGAUCACUGGAUAUCAUAUCCAUGAUGUGUGAACAUUCCGGCAGCUUUAUGCGAACGAGGAUUGAUGCUCUAUGGCCUGAAUUACUAUCUCUGCAUAGAAGAGUCACUCGGGAGAUCAAGUCUGGAACACAGAAGUCGCAGCAACACACAUCUCUGGAUCUCACGACAAGGAACCUAGAGGUGGGAUAUGUAGAUCCAUCAAGAAAGAGUUUGUGGAAAAGUCUAGAGAAACUCCUCAUCUCCAUUGUUGAGUAUCUAGAAGUUGACGCAGAAAAAUUCGACGAUGUAUUGAGGAUAUUGGGUCCAAUUGAUGAAAAAUUAGGGGAAAGGACGAAAAAAGUGUUGGAGGGGUUUAAUGCAGAUGCUGUAUGGUUGGCACAAUACAGAGCUGCACCAUGGAACUUGAAAGCGCCGCAAAAGGUAUCGAGAUUUGCUUUUGCACAGAUUGUUUAGGGGGUCAGUCACAUUCUGGGAAUAGACUUGCUAAGAUGCUUUUUCGGCUUUCGAAAGAGUUGAAAAAAAUACACACGAUGGUAGUCUAAUAACCAGAUUUAGUUCCAAUGUGCACAAACACAUGUCACCUUCCCCUUCACACCCUCGAUAUCCAAAAAAAAGCGACGAUUGGGCUAUACACAACACAGAAGGAAACGACUGCAACACUACAUCCCUUCGCGUAAUCAGCUCAACGAGACUAUCAAACCAAUCAUGCCCUCCCGAACCAGUUCAGCUACAAAGAGAAAUUGUGAUGGCCAUUUCGUGGAUUAUUGAUUCAAAUCGAACGCAUGAAAAGUGAUGAAGCGACACCGUGGACGUUUGCAUGGACAUGCAUUUCUUCUCUAUAAUGAUGUCGAGUCCAAAGAAG